Molecule: messenger RNA, 465 nt
Organism: Fraxinus pennsylvanica
Lineage: Eukaryota; Viridiplantae; Streptophyta; Magnoliopsida; Lamiales; Oleaceae
Source: the annotation of a GenBank genome assembly
AUGAUCAAGUUAAGGUCAAAGAGGUUCUCAAGAAGCAGCUCUAAGCUAGGUACUGGUGGCGCCACCCAUGGUGGCGGUGGAGGCAGCAAGUCAUGUGCAAUGAUGACCAGUGAGAUCAAAUGGGAACUCCGUCCUGGAGGCAUGCUUGUCCAGAAGAGAGAAUGUAAAGAAAGUGGAGGUGAAGGAGUCAUCACAAUUAGAGUCUCUACUGUCUCGCAAUGGCACGAUAUAUCGGUCCAAGCAACUUCAACAUUUGGAGAAUUGAAGAUGCUGUUAUCAUUAUUAACAAAAUUGGAACCCAAAGAGCAGAGGCUGUUGUUCAAAGGCAAAGAAAGGGAGAAUCAUGAAUAUUUGCACAUGGUUGGUGUUCGAGAAAAAGACAAGGUUUUGCUGUUAGAAGAUCCUGCUAACAAAGAGCAAAAACUCCGAGUCAACCGAUCACCUCAUUGCACCAUCAGUGUCUAG